GGGUGAGGCGGACGCGCGCCGGGCUCAUGGCAGCUACCGCCCCGCCGCUUCCCUGCACGCAACCGCCUCGCGCCCCGCCUCUUCUUAAGUCAAGCCCCCGCGCCUCCCUCCGCUGCGCCGCGGCGAUCUCCUCCCUCUCGCAGUCGCAGACCAACGGCGACGGUACUAGGUACAGUACUAACAAGCGCCGGCCCCACAUGCCUCUCGCGGCGGCCGCCGCCGUCGCAGCCUGCCCCUCCCCGGUCGGCCUCGGCCGCCCCUUGUGCCGUGUCUACGCGCAUCCGCGCCGCCGGCGGGGGUUCCGGUUGGAGGCUAGCUCAUCGGCGUCCGCGCCCGCGCCGGCCGCGGCGGAUGCGGGGGCUGGAGCGGGGCCGUGUCCCGUGGUCAAGUUCGACAUGGACGACUUCGCCAUCGCUGACCGCGUCAGCGUCGGGCUCCACGGACGGUCGGAUGAGAUGAUCUUCGAGGCCACGGUGCGCGAUCCGAGCAGCGAGCUGUAUGGGUCAACGGUGGUGCUGCGGCAGCUGAAGAGCUCGCAGGCGAAGCGCAGGGGCCGGCGCGCGCUUGAGGUACUGAAGAAGCUGGCUCGCCGCCAGAUGAUGUACCACUCGUACGCACUGCAGGUCCAUGGUUACAUCGCUCCGGGCAAUGCCGUGGAGCAGGAAGAUGUCCCUUUCGUAUUGGUGCAUGGGUAUCAUGGGAGUUAUUCCCUGCGUCACUGGUUGCAGCUCUCGGAUUGGCUCCCAACCUUAGAAGCAACAUUAGCAUUGGAUGAAGAACAAGUUAGGAGGGUAGGAGAUGACUCUGUUGGAGGACCAGCUGUAACUCGACAGCUACGUUUAAUUAGGAUUUUGAUGAGAGACCUUUUGAUUGGUGUAAAUUAUCUACAUAGCCAUGGGCUGGCACAUACUGAGCUUAGAUUAGAGAAUGUUCAUGUGAGCCCAAUAGACAAGCAUGUUAAGGUUGGUAUUCUUGGAAAUGCUGCUGAUUUUCAUGACAAUGAUCCUAGCAGUAGCACAGUAGCAAGUAACAAUGAAAGGCGGAAAAUGAUGAUAGCAUUUGACAUGAGAUGUGUUGGCUUCAUCAUGGCAAAGAUGGUUUUGAGAGAGCUAAUGGAUUCUUCAACUUUCUUUAAAUUCAAAUCAUUCCUGACAAAGGGAAAUGACCCAUCCUGUUUGCGUGAGUUCCUUCUACCAAUUCUGUGCCAAAAUUCUCCAUCUGGGAAUAUUGGUUUGCAGAUGCUAGAUAGGCAAUGGGGUGCUGGUUGGAAUCUUUUGGCCUUAUUGCUGGCAACAAAACCUGAGAAAAGGAUAAAUUGCCUUGAUGCGUUGCGGCACCCCUUCCUCUGUGGACCAAAAUGGCGUAUAAAUCCAUCAACUAGUACCAUUCGAUGGGGCUUGGGAUCGACUGCUGUCCGCAUGGCUGAAGAUUAUAUCUAUGGAAAUCAUCAGCGUAGGCGGUUAGCGUAUUUCGUUCAAUUGAUGGAGGUCCUGAACCCUAAUUUAAGAACAGAGAACUGGCUUCAGCUCCUACAUGGUCGUUGGCGUCUCUUGUACUGCACUGGAAGACACAUUGGCCUCACGCUUCGUCAGCCUUCCCCUAGAAUCCUCAUCAGUGAUGUGUUCCUCACAGUUAGUUCAGAGUCCGCUGAUCCAGUCUUCUCUCUGAGGUCAGAUAUUGGUUUCAGAAUUAUGCCAGAAUCUAAUUGGCCUCAUGACAAAUCUGGCACUGAAGGAGUUUUGUCUGUCACAACAUCAGCAAGGAUAACUGCUGGGAGGAUUUAUAUUAAUGAACAGGACAGUAAAGAGAGUAGGGCCGCAUCUUCCAGAUCUUCUAGGAGAUAUAUUCGUGGUAAAUGGAGAACAGCUUCAAAGAUGAAGGAGCUGCCAGCUAGUCUCCCCAGUGUAAACAUUGCCAUGGAUGAAGUCGACGUAUCGAUGAGCUGCAAUUCGACUUUGAAUGUCAACUCUGCACAAAAAGUGCUGCAAGAGAUCCGCAUGCAGACCCCACCGGAAAUGUUCGAUUUGUCAAAGAUUGUCUGCGGGACAUACAUCGAUGCGAGGUUGAUGGUUCUUCGUGGUGUCAACGGGUCGGCUCUGCUUUUCAUUAGAUCAAAUCCAAUGACCGAUUCCUGAGGAGAAUCCGUUCGCCAUUCUGUAUUCCUAGCUGCGCAUUCAUUUGUAACAAGUGUAGAUAAGAUGCUGUAGGCCAUAGUUAGACUGUUAGACUGUUAUAUAUUCCUUUGAAUGAUCCUUUUUAAUUUGGUCAUGCGCUCAGCCCAGGGCUGAGGCGCUGGCAUCGUGAGUCUAAAUUUGCCCCCUGUGUAGAACCGCAAGACCUUUCGCCUUUGAUAGCUAAACGAUGGUCAUUUUCUUGGUCAUCCACUCA
Messenger RNA from Panicum hallii, 2388 nucleotides. RefSeq names its product probable plastid-lipid-associated protein 14, chloroplastic. The coding region runs from base 27 to 2135 and encodes 702 amino acids. The record is from RefSeq and is a predicted model, not a curated record. Gene Ontology annotation, biological process: protein phosphorylation. Gene Ontology annotation, molecular function: ATP binding; protein kinase activity. The transcript is spliced from 13 exons. Lineage: Eukaryota; Viridiplantae; Streptophyta; Magnoliopsida; Poales; Poaceae.